AUGAACCCAUACGGCAGAGCGAGCAGCGCGGCGGCCCCCCUGUCCUGCACCAGCUGCGGGGGCUGCUGCUCGCCCCCUCCCCCUUGCCUAAUCCCCCCCGGGCCCCCCUCCUCUACUUCCUCCUCGUCCUCCAUGCCCCCGAAUAUGACCCCUCCGCCGCCCAUGCUUCCCGCCCCCGUGGUGCAGGUGGAGAACGGUGGCAGCUGGAACUCCUCCGUCAUCUCCUCCUCCGGCUCCCCGGACUCCCAUCCCGGUCACCGGUGUGGGGCCAACAACCCCAACUCCUACUGGACGGCGGUGUUUGACUACGAGGCCACGGCGGACGAGGAGUUGACCCUGAGGCGCGGGGACCUGCUGGAGGUGCUUUCCAAAGACUCCAAAGUGUCCGGGGACGAGGGCUGGUGGACAGGCAAGAUCCAGGACAAGGUGGGUAUCUUCCCGAGCAACUACGUCACCAGGAGAGAUGCGGCCAACUACCAGCAGCUGACCGCGGGGGGGCUGGUGGCCGGCGGGGUGGGAGACAGCCCCUUGGAGAUUGACUUCUCCGAACUGCUCCUGGAGGAAGUCAUUGGAGCCGGAGGGUUUGGGAAAGUGUACAAAGGAGUGUGGCGCAGGGAGGAAGUCGCGGUCAAGGCUGCCAGGCAGGACCCCGACGAGGACAUCAGCGUCACGGCAGAGAGCGUGCGGCAGGAGGCCCGGCUGUUCUGGAUGCUCCGGCACCCCAACAUCAUCGCUCUGCGCGGCGUCUGCCUAGGGGAGCCCAACCUGUGUCUGGUGAUGGAGUAUGCCAGAGGGGGUGCCCUGAACCGGGCCCUGGCUGGGAAAAAGGUUCCGCCAAGAGUUUUGGUGAACUGGGCGGUCCAGGUUGCAACAGGGAUGGAGUACCUGCACAACCAGGCGUUCGUACCCAUCAUCCACAGAGACCUCAAGUCCAGCAAUAGUAAGUACCACACCGAGCGUCAUCCAACUAAUGCGAAAUGA
This is a messenger RNA of Menidia menidia (Atlantic silverside), 981 nucleotides long. The record is from the annotation of a GenBank genome assembly. NCBI's taxonomy places the organism in Eukaryota, Metazoa, Chordata, Actinopteri, Atheriniformes, Atherinopsidae.